Messenger RNA from Zerene cesonia (dogface butterfly), 4535 nucleotides. RefSeq names its product DNA ligase 4-like. The transcript is spliced from 13 exons. Gene Ontology annotation, cellular component: DNA ligase IV complex; DNA-dependent protein kinase-DNA ligase 4 complex. Gene Ontology annotation, biological process: DNA biosynthetic process; nucleotide-excision repair, DNA gap filling; double-strand break repair via nonhomologous end joining. Bases 536 to 4456 code for a protein of 1306 amino acids. Lineage: Eukaryota; Metazoa; Arthropoda; Insecta; Lepidoptera; Pieridae. Gene Ontology annotation, molecular function: DNA binding; ATP binding; DNA ligase (ATP) activity. The record is from RefSeq and is a predicted model, not a curated record.
AACAUCGAUUGUCAAUGACAAAGACAAUAGCGGUCAGCAGUGAGAAGACGCAUUUAUAUUUACAGAGUUAGCACUUUUUUCUGUAAUACGUAACUAAUUCAUAUAUUAUUACUAACUGUAGUCUGUGUAUAUAAUAAUAAGUACCGGACCCUUCAAGAAAAUAGAAAUAAGUUACCAUAAAAAAUAUUGAAAUAAAAUAUAAUUAGUAAUAUAAUAUGUACCCCAGUACGGUCUACAUUGGGAUUUGUGAUUGAGGCACAGAAAAAAGAAUUUACUAUAUAUUUUAUUGAAUAUUUAAACUAACUAUUUUAUAAUUCAGUGAUAAUAUAAUUAGUAACUUGUUGUCUCCUUAAAUCUUACAAUAACUUUUCUAAAAUUAUUUGAAAAUAGGCUGGAAAACGUUGUUCUAUAUAAGUAAGCAAAUGAUUUGAAAUUUAAGUAAACAUGAAAAUCAAGUAAUCAUUUUUCAUAAUUGAAAACUACGAAUAUUAUAGUUUUUUUUAUUUAUACUUCUGGUAAAAGAACACUCGACAAUAUGGAUGAAGAACCAGCAAAUCAAUCAGGGGUAAAAAUGGAACUGGAAUCAGAACUGACCAACAAAUUUUUAAAUGGUGAAAUGUCUUUUGCUGAAUACUCCAGUGAAUGGUACGGUUGUGAGGAUGAAGAUGAAGUUGAAGAUGCAGAGAAGAAAAAUGAAGAGCCACAACAGACUGCAAAAAGACGUCGCAGAGUUACCCGUUUGACACCAGCGUUAGUUGGAUUAAUGGGCGAGGCCAACUUAAGAUUUGCUAGAGGAGAUGUUGAAAUGGCAGAAAAAAUGUGUCAUGAAAUAAUUAAACAAUUACCAACAGCCUCUGAGCCCUACCAAACUCUAGCACAAAUACAUGAAAAUGAUUCUGAGAAAUCUUUGCAGUUUUCUCUCUUGGCUGCUCACUUAUCUCCAACUGAUGUAAAUGAGUGGUUAAGAUUAGCAGCAAUCUCAAAACAAAAGGGUAACCACAAACAAGAGAUGAUCUGUUAUACUCAGGCUAUUAAAGCAGAUCCACAAAAUAUUGACAUUCACAUGCAGAGGCUAGAUCUAAUAAGCAAGAUAGAAGAAAUGAAGUCUACAUUAAGUGCCUGGUUCAUAUCAAGAGUAAAAUGUUAUCACAAAAUUGUAACAUGCCUGGCACCAACUCAUGGGGAAGUAAUAAUGAAAUAUGCAAGAUUAGCUGCCUCUCUAUAUCAUGAUGCAAAUGAAAAAAGUAAGGCAUAUGAAGUUAUGCAAACUGCAUACAAAAAGUGUCCCAGUCUGUUUACACUGGAAGAUAUUAACAUUUAUCUGGAAUUAUUGAUAUCACAGAAAGAAUUUCAGAAAUGUUUAGAAGUGUUUGUGGCAAGUGUUGGUGUUGAUAUUGAAGCAGAAAUACAAACAAUUCGAAAUUCUUCAAAUGAAAUUGAAGAACAUACUAAUUAUGUUAAAUGUUCCAUACCAAGUAAUUUAGCAAUAGAUUUAAAGUGUAAACUGUUAGUAUGUUUUAUCCAUUUAGGUGCCAUUAAUCUUGUACAGACAUUCUUAGAUGAUUUUUUGACUAAUGAUGUUGAAAAAGCUGGAGAUUUGUAUAUGGAUAUUGAAGAAGCAUUUUCUGCUGUUGGUCAUCAUGAAAUGGCUAUGCAGCUAUUGGAACCACUAGUAAAAGCUCCCAAUUUCGACCUUGGAGCGGUUUGGCUAAAGUAUGCAGAGUGCCUUUUUAAUUUAGGAAGGGAAGAUGAAGCAGUUAAUGCUUUUUACAAAGUUUUAGAACAUGCACCGCAGCAUCCUGAUGCCCGUCGGAAACUAUUUUCUAUACUAGAAAAGAAAGGUUGCAUAGAAGAAGCUUUAAAUGUUCUUCAACAAGAUUAUAAGUAUGUUGUUAGUCCCAGUCUUUUAUACGAACAUUGUAAUAUACUUAAAAAGUAUAAUAGGAUACCCAAAUAUUUGAAAAAUUCCACAUUCUUCCCUGUUUUGCGGCUGCUUCUACCAGAUAGAGACCGUGAUAGAAAUCCUUAUAAUUUGAAGGAAACAAAGCUUGGAUCUCUGUUGGUAAAGGUCUUAUCGCUGAAUAAACAGUCACAUGAUGCCCAAGAACUUCUUAACUUCCGCUCAGUGCAUAAUAAUGCACAUGAUAGCGAUUUCGCCGGUGUUGCAUAUUUCGUAUUAAAAAACAGAAUGACCCAGAAGUCGUGCAGCUUAACGAUAGGAGAUAUUAAUAAGGUGCUCGAUAAAAUAUCUACAGCUGAAGUCGGAAAUAAAGGCCCUGUCCUGGAUGACGCUUUCAGCUUUAUAAUUAAAAACCUAACUGCAGAACAAUUGAAAUGGUUUUUAAGGCUUAUUUUAAAGGAUUUAAAACUCGCUAUGGGCACGCAUAGAACACUAGCUGCGUUUCACCCAGAUGCUCCGGAGCUGCUUGAUAGCUGUGGAAAUCUUAGCAAGGUGUGCGAAGACUUAUCUGAUGGUGAUACGAGACCUAUAGAGUUAGGUGUUAAGGUGUUUUAUGCAGUGAGCCCCAUGCUAUCGGAGCGGCUGGAUAUAACUCGUAUAUCCCAGUUGUCGUCUGAUAAAACUUAUCAGAUAGAAGAUAAAUUCGAUGGUGAAAGGUUUCAGAUUCAUAUGGAGGAUGGUGUUUUUGAAUAUUUCUCCCGUAAAGGUUUCACAUAUGCGAGUAAUUAUGGGAAAACGUAUGAUUCGGGACUACUGACACCGCGCUUGAGGGAUUGUUUUUCGCCGAAUGUAAAGAGUUUUAUACUCGAUGGUGAAAUGAUGGGCUGGCACAAGGAGUAUCAGUGCUUUGGGUCAAAAGGCAUGGCAUUUGACAUAAAGAAAAUCACGGAGAAUUCGAAAUAUCGGCCAUGUUUUUGCGCGUUUGAUGUUCUGUAUUACAAUGGGAAGUCGCUGAUUGGUCCACCUGAAAAGGGCGGGAAAACAUUGAAGGAAAGGCAACAAAUAUUAGAUUCCAUGUUAAUUAAUGUUCAAGGAGUCAUAUUGCGUAGUAAACGGCAGAUCGUAAAGGAGUCUGUGGAUGUAUUGAAUGCUCUAAAUAAGGCGAUAGAAAAUCAGGAUGAAGGUAUUGUUGUGAAGGACGUCGACUCUUAUUACAUAGCUAACCGGCGAAACGCGGGUUGGUAUAAAAUCAAACCAGAGUAUACCGAGGGCGCGAUGACGGACCUAGACCUGGUAGUGAUCGGUGCUGAUGAAGCUGAGAACAAGAGGCAGGGUCGGGCCAAAAGCUUCCAUGUCGCCUGUCUGGAUGUCACUACGGGGCAAGCAAAACGCUGGGUAGCCGUCGGUCGAGUUGCGACGGGCCUCACAUUCGACGAAAGGGAGACACUUUGUGCACUUUUGGAACGAAAAUGGACCCUCGCGAAGAGAACUCCGCCGCCUCCAUGUUUGUUUUUUAACAAGGACAAACCGGACUUCUGGAUCUUGCCAGAAUAUUCGGUUGUUUUGGAAGUCCGAGCGACGGAAUUGGUACGCAGCAGUUCUACGGGCACCGAGUACACGCUGCGGUUUCCGCGCGUCACGAAAGUGCGGAGCGACAAGCCGGUGGACGAUGUGCUCACUCUCCAGGAGUUCCAGCGACUUGUGGCGGAGAAAAACGCAGUAGUGAAGCUCAGCACCAAACGCAUUAACCAAGACCAGAUCGACGAGGUGCUGACCAAAACGCGACGCACGCGUACAUCGAAGGCCGCGCAAGUGAGCGAGAAGUUUCGCGCCAAGCUAACCGGCGACGUAUCUGUUACAUCGGGAGCCUUGCGCGAGCGGGAAGUGUGCGUGCUGUCCGGGGAUGAGGAUUGCGGGAAGGCGGAGCUGGUCAGGAUCGUGGAGACGCAUGGGGGCAAACAUGUGGAGAAUGCUGGCCCGAAAACCUGGUGUUGCGUUGCAGGCACAUUGAGUUUUCGUAUUCGUAAAUUGAUAGAAAGCAACAAGUUCGAUAUAAUAUCUGCGUCGUGGUUGCGAAACCUCGCUGUUUCUGAUGUUCCUUGCUCUUUGUCGCCAUUGGACAUGUUGUCGAUUAAAAAGGAAACCAAGAUUGCAUUGAGUUUGGAAUUUGAUCCAUUUGGGGAUAGUUAUAGAGAACCUAUUGACGAGGAUACCUUGAAGAAAUGCUUGAAGAAAAUGGAUGGUGAGGACCCCAUUUAUCCCACGACACAAGAAAUAGUGGAGUUAGAUGAACAAUUGUUCAGUGAUAACAAUCCGUUCUCGUUUUUGAGACAAUGUUCGAUACAUUUUAUGAACGAUCCGAUACGCUCCGCUCUGGCCAAGAUUUAUGGAGCCAAAGUAUGUGAUAAAAGUGACUUUUUAACUCACAUUGUGAUAUCAAAGGAGUCGGACAGACAGGAAUUGUAUCGCGUAAAUAAUAACGACGAUGUAAAAGUCGUGUCUCGCGAGUGGUUUGAUAAAUGUUUGGAUGUGAAGGCGUUAGUGCCAGUAACGUAGUGUUUAACUCUCAGAAUAUGAUAUUGAGAAAUGAUAUUAUUUUUAUAUUAGAACCUAUUAUAAACUGUAUAUGAAAUAA